Molecule: messenger RNA, 5072 nt
Organism: Neodiprion fabricii
Lineage: Eukaryota; Metazoa; Arthropoda; Insecta; Hymenoptera; Diprionidae
Product: SH3 domain-binding glutamic acid-rich protein homolog
Exons: 5
Coding region: 208-831 (207 amino acids)
Cellular component (GO): cytoplasm
Source: RefSeq, a predicted model, not a curated record
ACGUAGAAUUCAGGCAGGCAGGGAAAGCAGCGAGCGCUGAGCAAUCGAGGGAACGAGUGAGCGGUUCUCACCGUCAGACCAUAACCAGCAGUUGUCUGAAAUUGUUUCUCGCGGACUUAUUUACGAAUUAUUCAGGAGGAGUUAUCUUUGAUAUCGAGUUAACAGUGUUUAUUAGUGGUUUAUUGAAAGUGAAAACACUGAGCGACAAUGGUUGUAAAAGUUUACAUAUCAGGGAUUAGUGGAAAUAAGGAAGUAAAAAAACGACAGCAACGGGUACUUAUGAUUCUGGAGAGUAAAAAUGUCCCAUAUGAAGUAACGGAUAUCACAGAGCCAGGAAAAGAGGCGGAGAAGGAGUUCAUGCAGAGUAAAAGUAACCCAAAAGAUAGCAAGUAUCCACUACCACCGCAAUUAUUCAACGAUGAAGAAUAUUGUGGAGAUUAUGAAGACUUUGAUCUGGCCAAUGAAAUUGACGAACUAGAGAAGUUCCUCAAAGUUACACCUGCAAUUAGCACUGCAGAAAUAACCCUUGGAAGUAAAUCUCCGCCUAAAGAAACGCAGCAAAAUGGAAAUACAUCUAGCCGAGAGCCAUCUAUCGAAAAACCUGCAUCAACGACUGAACCAGAAAGUACUGCCGAAAGGAGAUCUUCGACGAUUGAAGAGACUCAAACCAGUGAACCGAAGGUGGUAGAAAACGAGACUGCCGAAUCGAACGAAUCAGUGGAAGCACCCAAAGAUGAGGUAAAAGACACACAAGAGGAUAACACUGAAGUAUCCGACGAUGCUGCUGAUAAAAAUGAGGAGAAAUCUGAUGACCAAGCAAAGGAAGAAUAGAUAUGAGUGACACGUUUAUGUGAAACAAAUAAUAUAUCGAAAACGAAUUUUUAAACUUCGUUUACUCUUAUUAAUGGCUCUUUAUAGCAAGAUGCUUAUUAUGCAGGUAAGGCCAAAGGAAUUUACUGCCAAUUUUUGUGCAUCGCUUUAUGAAAGAAAGGGGUUUAAAUGAGAGAAAUAAGUCACCUUCAUAUUGUAUGGGCAUUAGCGAUAUUUUUUCCAUUUAAAACGUAUCGAAACAAUUUGGAUUGCUUCAAAAUUAUGCAUGAUAGAAUUUCAAACCAUGAUGUUGGUAAACUUGAACAGUCAUAAUUUGGAUUGUGUUUCACAAUGAAUUAUGCUUGAAAUAUUCAGACCCCUUGAUAAUAUACUUAGCAGUGAAAUAAAUUGAGAAAUACUUAUUCAUUGUUCAUAUUAAUUAGAUAAGCAUACGAGGAUUUUACAAGAUAUAAGAGAAAAAACAAAUAAAGAAUUUUAAUAUUCACAUUUAUUUGCAUGGCUUAUUUUGAUAUAAGCUUAGUAAUCUUUUGGUACAUUUUUCUUAAACUAAGAAAAUUCUUUCGAAGUUAAUGACACACGUUUGAAUUUUUCUCCAAUUUGCGUAACAAUGAAUAUUAUCCACUACAUCCUGUAUUCAAGUCAAUGUUUACAAUUAUUCUUUCAAUAGUGGGCUGGGUAUAUAUUGUUAUAAGUUGUUGCUAGGAGUCGUUAUCUAAAUGUAUAUCUUUAUUAUUGUGUUAUUAUUCACAUGUUGAUAUGUCUGAAAGAAAAUUCUAAAAUUUUAUCCAACGUUUUGAAUGUUACAAAAACAGAAUCAAACCGAACUUAGCAUAAGGCUACCAAAAUUCUUUCAUUGAAAAGUUUCUGUUACAUCGAUUAGCUUUAAAUUGUAACUUGGUAUUUUUAAGAUUUUCACAUUGAAUAAUCACGUAGCUCAGCAAAAAAAAUCAUUCAUUUUACCCAUAAACAAUAGUAUUGAUAAUGGUACGAUGAAAGACAUCUCACUUUGUGGUACUAUUACCGGUAUCAAAGAUUUCAUAUUGCGCAUCACCCUGUAUACAACUCGCUAAGCUUCUGCAUAUUUUCAUAUUUCAUAAUAGAACUGUGUGUAAAUUUUCAUAAAAGUCGCCUAGUAAUUUAAUAUAGUAAUUUUUUACUUAGAAUAUUUUGUCAUUCAUUCAAAAUGUUUUAGGGCCUAUUUCACCUUUACAAACAUGUGUUCUUCACAAUCUUCACGUGACUUACGCGUUGAGACAUUUCCUUCAUUGGAUUACAUAAAAUAAGGUGUUUAAUAUACUUGCAAAUUAGGUAGCUGCCAAUUUUUGAGUAUUGUUUUUCCCCCUUUCUUUUCACUUCCACGUGAUUCUAAAAUCAUUGCAACUGCAGAGCUUAUUAACCUUUCGUACUUUUCCGCUUGUGCAAUAUCAAAAUUUUAUGAAGCACUGAAAAUUUCAGUACAUGGCUUCAUGUUUGGAAUUUUUUUUUCCACAGUAGAUCCUUCAUAUUUCAUCGGAUUAUAAUAUAUACAUAAACAUCAAUUUGUACAAAAUAUAUUCGUUACGCAAUCGGCCUGUAUUUAUUUGAUGGUGUCAUUGUUACAUAUAUUACACACGCGAAUAAGAAUUUCACGAGAUUCGCUUAAGCAUAACCCAGAGUUGGUAUACUCAGAACAGUUUGAAGGCCACUUUAGUAUUUAAUGUAUGAUUUAAAAAGAGUAAAAAUUGAUAUAACACAUUAUUGUGUGUUCAAAUGUUUCGUCAAAAGUUGAAGUCGUGUUUGAUCCCAAAAAAAUUUUAAUAAAACAUACAAUUUUUCAUCACACGAUUUUUUAAGUUAAUUUAUACGAUUAUUUUUUGUUUUACUCUAGUUUUUGUAAAAUUAGGAAACAUUUUUAGUACUUUCUCAUUUAGAGUAAACGUUCAUAGAGUUUUGGUGCUAAAAUUACGUACACGUGUACAUGUACCUCAAGCAGUCAAAACCCCAUACUAUACUGAAUGUUCGAUUGAGUCAGUCUGAUUAUACUUAUGCGAAUUGAUUGCUUAGUAGAAAAUGAUGUAAAUACAUUUGGUCUACUAUCUAUAAUAAUACUAUAGGUAUGUAUAAACUACAUGUUAAUACUAUCGAAAUUUAUCAUUUAAGAAUCAAAAUACACAUAUACUAUAUUGAUAGCUCAUAAAAUGUUUGCCGUAUUAUUCCAAAUAUAAGUCGAAGUUGAUUGUGGCUGACAUGAUCCCCAAAAAACGUCCUCGAACUAUAUUCGGGGUUUUUAAGGAAUUUACUUUACAGACUGAAAUUGAGUUUUAUGAACAGUUUAAUCAUGAAAUUAGACCAAUGGAAUUCACGCUGCGAUAUUUUCAUCUACCUAAGUUCCAAUGAUACCCACUUAAAAAAAUGCUAGUUUAUAAAUUAGUAUGUAUAUUACUCUUGUGAUAUGAAUUUUGUCAUAAAAGUUGACUUAUAUUCAGUACCACAAAAAGGCCUGAAAUGCAGACUGAAAAUAACGGAUCGGCUUAUAUUCGGAGUAAUGCGGUAUCUUGAUUUGUAAAUCACAAAUGCUUGUUAUUCGUAUUUUGUAUAAUUGAUAGAUUGAAUUUAUUCGCCAUUACAUUAAAUACAUCUAUAUGCUAUGAGCGUAGUCAGAAAUGAAUAUAUAUAUAUAUAUAUAUAUAUAUAUACAAUCCAUUAAGGCUACAUGUAUUACUUUAACGUUAUAUCAACAUUGUAUUGUGACCAACCCGGAAUGAUAUCCGAAAACGAACUAUCCCUUUAUUUUUUUCUCAAUUUCUCAGGGAAAUAUCAGAUGUUUCAUAUCGAUUCCUCAAACAUUUUUCAUUGGUGCAUUAGGAGGGCCCGUCACACCAUGGUAUGAACAGCCUGAAAACAACAAUUUUGAACACGUUUCUUUCCUCAAGGUUUCAUCAAGGUUUUGGAAAUUUUUACGGCUGUGGCAUGACAUCUUAAAAUCUAACGUCAGCAUACUAAAGAAAAUCUACGACCUGGCUUGGUUUUAAAAAAUAUAUAUAUACGUAUUUUUUUCUUCCAGUGUUGCAUACUUCCUAUAUGUAAUGUAUAAAUAUCGACGACUGGACUGUGAAUCAAAGAUACCAGUCUUUACAUGCAAAGAUAUCUCACAGCAAAAUGUUAAAACACGGAUUUUGUGGUACGAUAUUUGGAUAAUUAAUAAAUACAGUCUAAGCUGUUUUUUUCCAUUCAGGAUUAUACCCAACACAUUGUACUGCUUUCAAAAUUACUUACACUAGAUGUGGCAUAAUCAAAAUCAGGUUGACCACUGACUGAACAUGAGUUUCAACCACAGCGUUAAUGAUACUGACUUACUACAAAAAACAAAUAUCGAAACGAUUUUCACCAUUUACAUUUCGUUACAUAGCAAAUACUAGAAUGGCAAUUAUUAAACUGACUGAUGUGUAGCGAAUCAUCAAUUAAGUAAUGUGUAUUAUUGUUGAAUUAAUGGGUACAUAGGUAACUGGAAAAGAAUGCUAAUGCAUAUGAAAACACGCCAACUUGAAUGAAAAAUCAUAAAUAAAAUAAGAUUUUUUCAAAUAGUUUUUUUUUUUUAUUAGAAGAUAUUCACAACAAAUUUGAUUUUUUCAUAUUUCUCUUGUAUUUUUUAUAAGUGCGCACGUUUACAUGCCUCAAGAUGUUUAAAUACUUUCCCUUUCAGCUCAUUCAAUGAAAUUUAGACUUUUCAAAUGACACGUAAUGCAAAUGUGCAAUCCUUUUAUCAAUUUAUAUAAUUCGAUAUUUUAACUCUGUGGAGACAAAGAAUUGAAUGGAACUGAAUGAAUUACCUAGCAGUGUGUACAAUAAACUUCGAAUCAUAACUUUUCAUUAUUAUUAAUUUAGCUAUAUUGAUUAUCGUAUUUAUAGAAGUGGUUUUAUCGAUAAUUUGUAAAAGUAUAGUAAAUAGCUGUGAAAAUUGGAUGUGUCCGAUUAUUUCUGUGCAAAAAUGACUAGACAUGUAAAAAGUCUUAUCAAUUUUAUCAGUACUUUGAAGAUUAAUGCUUAGUGUGAUUACGAAAAAGUCAUUGUACAUUUGCAUUAUUUUACAUCAUCUCAGCCAAGCGUAGAUGAAUAUUGAAUAAGUACCGACAGGCUUAGUACGAAAUACAUUCUGAAUAAAUAAAAAUAAACAUAACCCUUAGCGAGAUAUGCAAUAAGCUAACACAUCCUAAGUACAGGUAAAAGUGAUACGAAUAUUAUGCAUUGCGCGUUUUAUCAUU